Molecule: messenger RNA, 645 nt
Organism: Aspergillus puulaauensis
Lineage: Eukaryota; Fungi; Ascomycota; Eurotiomycetes; Eurotiales; Aspergillaceae
Exons: 3
Coding region: 1-645 (214 amino acids)
Molecular function (GO): zinc ion binding
Source: RefSeq, a predicted model, not a curated record
AUGGCCGAGAAAGCAAACUACCCACCAGAGCUCAAGGCGGCAGCACCUCCUACCUACGAACAACCCCCUGCUGUCCCCCAAGAGGCACACCGUGCUGCACAAGGGCCCGGCGCUGAGCUUCACCUCGAGCAGAUGCCGCCUCAGGGAUAUGUGAAUGUUCAACAGCAGGCACCUCAGGGUUAUGUGCACACUCCCCAACAGUCACCUCAGGCAUAUGCGAAUGCUCCCCAGCAAGCACCUGGUCCCUGGAACCCCAGCCCACAAAUGUAUCCGCCACAACAAUACGCAGCGCCAGCGCCAGCGCCAGUCCAAAACCACUACCCUACCGCGAUCCCUCUGCACGCUCUGGAACGAACCUCUCAGGUCGUUGACUGCCCCAUGUGCCACACACGAGAGAUGACCCGGACAGAGGCUGUGAAUGGAGCGACAACCCAUGGUUGGGCGGCCGUUCUUUGCUGCUGCGCUUGUAUAGGAUGCAUUCCCUACUUCAUGGCUGCUUUCAAAGACGUGGAGCACAAGUGCGGGAAGUGCAACUAUCUACUUGCUACCUACCAUGGAAGUGGUCAUGUUGUCAUACACCAACAACCGAUACAACAGGCACAGCAGGCACAGCAGCCAGCACAGGGUCAGCCGGUGAAACAGUGA